UAUCACUUUAUAUAAACAUUGAUAGACUGUAUUCAAUGACUGAUUGAUUAUUAGUUUUUUUUUCGGUCAAUCAAUCAAUCAAUCAGUCAAUCAAAUCGGCGGACAACACAUCGGGACCCGAGAGGCCAGUGGUUUAGUAGUCAAAACAAGUAGAAAAUGCCGGGCAUUUACAGCGUGUAUAUCAUCUCCCGAAGCGGUGGACUGAUCUUCAACUACGAUUGCGAGCAUAACUUUGUCUCAUCGGAAGUCGAAAAAACUUUCGGCUAUCCGUUGGACAUCAAACUGGAUUAUGUUCAUCAAAAACUGGCCGUAACUUUUGGCCAACGGGACGGUAUCCGAGUCGGCUACGCAUUGUUGGCCAUCAAUGGCCAACCGCUGAGCGGCCGCAAAAUGGACGACAAGGACGUAAUGGACGAUAUAUUGGCCAACGAAGAGAACUAUCCGAUUAAUUUGAAAUUUGGUUUGCCGAGACUGACCACUAACGAGAAGAUAGUAUUGUCGUCGAUGUUUCAUUCGCUGUACGCCAUCGCCGCCCUCCAGAUCUGCAAAGGUUCGGCUACUAAAAGCUCGGGCGGCGGCGGCGGUGGCCUCGGCAGCGGUAAAGAUCACCAUCAAAACAAUAGCAGCAAACGAUUUAUGAAAAGUUCGGGCAUUGAAGUACUCGAAACCAAUAAUUUCCGUCUGAAUUGUUUACAAACGACAACUGGUGUCAAGUUUUUGAUUGUUAGCGAUCUGACAGUUCCGGCCAACAAAGAUCUGCUGUUGAAAAAAAUUUAUGAAUUAUAUACCGAUUACGCCCUCAAGAAUCCAUUUUAUUCGCUGGAUAUGCCCAUCAGAUGUGAUUUAUUUGAUUCAAAUCUUCAGUCAAUACUCGAACAAAACGAAAGGCAACCGAUUAUUAACAAUGUCUGAUACCAUCAACAUUGACAACGACGACAUCGACAUCAUCAUCAUCGACGACAUCGACAUCCAGCUCCACAAACCAAUUGUGAUGAUGAUAUC
Oppia nitens is the source of this 1002-nucleotide messenger RNA. RefSeq names its product trafficking protein particle complex subunit 4-like (gene Trs23). The record is from RefSeq and is a predicted model, not a curated record. Gene Ontology annotation, biological process: endoplasmic reticulum to Golgi vesicle-mediated transport. Lineage: Eukaryota; Metazoa; Arthropoda; Arachnida; Sarcoptiformes; Oppiidae. Bases 157 to 912 code for a protein of 251 amino acids. Gene Ontology annotation, cellular component: TRAPP complex. The transcript has 4 exons.